GGUCGGGCGGUGACGGUGGGACGGGGGGGACGCAGAGCUGCCGCAGCCGGACCGGGUGGGAGCAGAACCACCCCGGCCUGCAUUCACCCAUCUCUGUGAAUCCGAGGAACUGAUCAUCUUUUCCACUCCACCAUGCGGGAUUACACGGACACCACGAGCAACGGAGGAGGCUACAUGCCGUGUUGCCAAGUUUGCGUUUUCGUUUUUACCGCAUUCCUGGUCGUUGCGGAGAGGACGGCCGUGAUCUAUUGCUUUGUGUAUUACAUUUGGAUUGGCCACAACUACUGCUAUGCUCAUCUUGCUGGCUUCACGGCACUCUUCCUGCUCCCAGGUUGGGGUCCACAGUGGCUCAGUUACCUGUGGUAUCUCUCGGAUGGAAAAAUCCGCAGGAAAUCUCUCAGAUGGACUCACAUAUUACACCUGGGUAUCUUUAAAAGGCUGUGGGACUGUAUGCGUCUCCCGGAUGAGGAUGUUUAUGGAAAAAUCAUGCAGCAGGCUGACGUGUCUGCGUUACGUCUGUUUGAGGCCUUGGUGGUCACGCUCCCCGAAACGCUGCUCCAGACCUACGUACUCAUCUGCACCGACAUAGGAGUCCGCUCUCCUGCCUCGGUGUGUUUUGCUGUGUGUUUGCUGUCUCUGGCCUGGGCGCUGGUUCUCUACGCCAGAUCCUGCUCACUCAUCAGACCGGGACACCUGCACAUGACUCCAGCUGCCAUUCUUUGCCGACUCCUGUGGAGGGUUGGCAUGCUGGGAUCCCGGUUUGCUGUGCUCAUGCUCUUCACGCGCAUCUUCAAGCAGUGGGUCCUGGGAGUCAUUGGUGUGCACUGGCUGGGGGCAACUUUCUGGAUGGUGUCUCAGCAAACCGACGUCAUCCGUUCAACUAGUCGAUGGAGUAUUUUCAACCUCAUUCUGGGAGCCGUUCACGUCUUUCUCUUCCUCAACGUGAAGUACGGGCCAUCCAGAUACCGCAUGGCUGCGUUUUACCUGGUCAUGUUUUUAGAGAACGCUCUUCUUCUUCUGGCCUCCUCCUGGUUUUUUGCUAUGGUGUCCUGGGACACUGUGGGGAUCCCGGCUGCAGUCUUCUGCAGCUUCCUCAUUGGUGUGAUAGCGUUGGUGCUGUACUACCGUUUCCUGCAUCCCAAGUCUUUUGAGAUCUUCCAGAGUAUUCGCCACAGGGGGAUUGGUGGGGCCUGCAUGGAGCGAGGAUCUACACUCUCACUGGAGGAGAAAGUCGAGCCCAAUUUCCAUCACCGUACGACAUUGUCUGGAGGUGGGACCCUAAUGGACCUGCCCAUCCAAUGGGAAGGCUGGAAGCAUCACCACUGGCUGCUGAUUCGCUUAGCUCUUAAGACAGGAGACGUUUCAAGGAUCUGGUCAGCGUACGGAGAAGGCGGACUGGCCGGACUCAUGGGUCUCCCAGAAGAGAUUCACUCCCCUGACGUGCAUCACGUACCCCGGGUUCCACCUCCUCAACCGAGAGUUCUUCAAAUCUCACACCCGGUUCCUCAACCAGCCCCGCCAGCUCCUCCACCGCAGGUGAGUGAAGUCGUCCAGCCACCUAAACCAGCUCACAGCAACAUUGUGGCCCGACCAGUGAGAAAAGCUCCUCCCACAACCAUCAAGGACAUGAGGUUUCCAGAGAUCAUCCCUUUCCAGGAGGUCAUUCCUGAGGAAACCGCAGAGGACGAAUUAAGCGCGGCUCCAUCAGAUGAUAAAGGUGAUGAGGACUUCCAGAGCGCUGCUUACGGCUCACCGUCUCUGUCAUCUCCUCAACUUGGCGGAAGCCUCCGGCACAUCGACAGCAACGCCGCGUCUCUCACAGAGGCGUCCUCCUCCGUGGCCUCUCUGGACAUCAAGACGCCCGGCUGGUCCCCUGAGCGCCGCUCUCCUCUCCUGUUGGCCUCCCCAGAGAAGAAGGAGGGAACCCCAGCAGAAUCCAACACUACUCUGUAUUUCAGCGCAGAUGCGCCGUCGCCGUCCAGCGGCAGCUACCUGGGCUGGGGCUCGGAGCUGUCGCCUAUUUCCUCCUACAGAAGACCCUAUCGGAUCAGAGAAGCCCGCUUUGUCACGUCCACCCCUCGACUGGAGGCUGCAGGUGGAGCUGAAAGCCCCGGCCCGGCGCCGGUUGUUAUCAUUCCUGCCACUCCCGGCACAACACCGGGUACCACUCCAGGAGGAACACCUGGAGCCACCACACCUGCAGCUUCCACUCCUGGUGCUGCCACUCCUGGUACUCCACUCACACCAGUCAUCUCCCACGCUCGCAAACAGAUGGUGCAGUUUGUGGACUUUAGAGAGAAUUUAGUGUAAAGUAAAGGAAAAGCUAACAUUUCCAGUUCAGCUGUUCAGUAUAUAAAGCAUUCUUGUAUUAACUAACUUGUUGGAGAAUUAUGAAAUCUUUUUAGGCAGUCAUAGAGUUCAUCUAUAAAAUAUUUAUCCUUUUGUGCAGACAGAUUAUAUUACAUAAAAUAGGAUUGUAAACUGAUGGCUCUUCCAAUAUAUGAACAAUACACAGAUUUGUAAGAGUUAACCCUUAAAGGUGACCUAUUUUGUGUCCACGGUCGGGUUAGGAUUUAUCUAUGGGCAUUUUCUUUGCACAAAAUAAUUAUUAGAUAAAGACAUUUACUCUGUUAUUUUCAGAAUGAGCUGUUUUAGUGCCUCAUGUCACUUUAAAUCCAAAUAAGCUGCUGGCCACACCCCCCAAUUCAACAUUCAGGAGAUUUUUGAAGCGGCUUGUUUUCCAGACACCAUAAAACUUUAGCUUGUUGUCAAAAAACAGCUGGGUGUUUUUUUUAAACGUUUUUAGAAGCAGUAGAAACACCAGAGGAACUACAAAAACCUCCAAAUUGUGACAUUUGGGUAAUAGGUCACCUUUAACUAACUUGUUGCCGAGUUGUGAGAUGUUUUUAGGUCAUCAUAGAGUUCAUCCAUAAAUUAUUUAUUCUGUCUGCUCUUUUGUGCAGACAUAUUAUAUUACAGGAAAUAGGAAUGUAAAAUGAUGGCAUUUCAAAUAUCUGAAUGUUACACAGGCUUGUGAGAGUUACCACUUGACACGUUACUUGUUUGUUAGUGGUCCGCUGGUUUGGGAUCAUGUUAUCACACUUACAUUUUCCAGCUGGUUGUAAUACGCAUGGACAAGGUUUGAAAAGUCUGAACAUCUUUAAGUGACACAUUAUUAAGUGACACAUUGAAAAUACUAUUAUUAAAUCUCAGUAAUUUAAGUAAAAAGUGAAACUCAUAUAUUAUAAAGAUUUUUUGUACAGGUAGGGAUUCAAAUUGAUUACUUUCAUUAAUCUUGAUGAAAUGGAUUAGAGUUAAUGAUGAGCCAAACUUCUUCAAACUUUCAUAAAUCUGAAUAUUAGAAAAGACUAAUAAAAAUGACCUUUAAUAUGACAUAAUAAGCCUACAGAAAGUGAUGUUGACUUGGUUUGGGCUCCUUCUACCACACUUUUUCCUUCCACUCAACAUUCCAUUCAUAUGAUUGGAUUCAGAUCUCCAGAUACUUUCAAGAAAAUGGCUUUCACACUGUGAAGGAUAUCAACGACUGAAAGAAACUGUAUGGUUUCUGUAUUGAAAAUACUUUUUAAAUUAUCUUUAUUGCCAGCUUAAUUUUGAGCUUUGGUUAGCUGUCAGCAAUAUUUAUCACUUAAUGCAAUACUUCAAGGUAAUAUGCAAGUUUCACUUUGCAGCAUUAAAAUGCGCAUCAACAAUUGCUGCUUUCAAACAGACUAAUUAAAACUGAUAAGCAAAAUAAUUUGUAGAGAAAUCCACAUUGUCUUUAUUUGGAUUUUAAUUUAAAAUAAUAAUGUGGAAAACCUUGUUGAUAAUCGAGGGAUUUCACUUAUUCUUCAGUCAGAUUGUAACGUGAAAGGUCAAAGGUUGCAUUUUAAACAAAGGGAUCUGUUCAUGUUUUAUUUCCACUCUUUGGCAAAUUAACAAAAAACAGAUAAUGUGCAUGUUCGUAAAAUAGUCCUGAUCAAUAUUUCAUGGUUUCUGAAGGUUUUUCUGCAGAUUGUUUUUAUUGCUUGUGUAGCUGCUAAAUUCUGAAUCAUUCAGGCAUAAAACAGUUUUGAGCAAAAAUAUUUUGCCUCAUAGUUGAUGGCAGUUUGUCACAAAAAAUAUGUUUUUGCUAAUUUCUUAGCUGAAUCUAUGAACAAAUGCCAGAGUUAAUAUUGUAGUACCAAAAAUGUGAUGUCCAAGAAACUACUAGCUGAAGACCAGUGGUUUGUAACUCUAGCUAGUAAAGAAAUGUUGAUUUAUUGAACUAGACUGGUGGACCCCAAACUUGCAGCUUGUGACUAACAAAACAGCAGCGUAAGAAAUUCACCAUCCUACACUUUUAAAUUACAGACGUUUCAUAGAGGCUCAGGUGGUUCUUAUUUGGUCAUGUGAUAAACGCAGCGCAGGAUUGUUUCCCUGCAACAAAGAAGAAAUAUCAGCGUUUUUGUUGUUUUUUUACAGUGUGAAAGAGGAAGGGAAGAAUAAAAUGUCAAGUUAUUGGCCAUAACAGCACUGUUAACAUCAGAUAUCAAUAUCGGUCCAAAGUUUCAUGUCGGUGCCUUCCUACUUGUGAACGCUUCACAAUCCUGAUCAGUUGAUUUGCACAAGAACAGAACAGAGGAUUAAACAGCCGCUAGGGCAUAAUUUAUUAAAACCGGAGAUAUUAAGAGUCCCUCAGUGUUAUUGAGCUGAUUUGGAAAUAAGUUUUGUUGUUUCAAUGGAUAAUAAUUACCUAUUUAGACACCUUAAGGGGUGAUUUCAAAAUAAGGUGCAUGAAAAUAAGUCUGCGUUUUAAGUUCAUGAUGCUAAUCCAGCAUCUUACCAUUGCUGCUCUGCAAAAACACAAAAUCUUACCAAGUAUUUUUUGUUUAAUUUUUUGUGCAAAUGUCUUAGUUCACUUCAAAUAGGACAAAAUCAACAAGUUACUCUUUAGCAUGAAAUAUGAGUUUGUUUAAAGUUAAUAAUUCCUCAGUAUUGAUUUUAAAAAAAGUACUAGAUCCACUGGCCGAUUAUUUCACUUAAAAC
Molecule: messenger RNA, 5025 nt
Organism: Xiphophorus maculatus (southern platyfish)
Lineage: Eukaryota; Metazoa; Chordata; Actinopteri; Cyprinodontiformes; Poeciliidae
Product: XK-related protein 5-like
Exons: 13
Coding region: 133-2310 (725 amino acids)
Biological process (GO): apoptotic process involved in development; phosphatidylserine exposure on apoptotic cell surface; engulfment of apoptotic cell
Cellular component (GO): plasma membrane
Source: RefSeq, a predicted model, not a curated record